AUGGGCACUGUUGCACUCAUUGAUGCACAUAUAGAUUCAUGCACACACGUUCUCACGCAUGUUUGCACACACAAAUACACACACACACGCGGAUUAUUGUCUUGUUGUGUGUGUUGUUGGCAGACUAUCCUGGUGGGGGAUAGUGGAGUGGGUAAGACGUCUCUUCUGGUCCAGUUUGACCAGGGCAAGUUCAUCCCUGGAUCCUUCUCUGCUACCGUUGGCAUCUGCUUCACGAACAAGGUGGUGACUGUAGACAACGUGAAGGUAAAACUACAGAUGUGGGACACUGCAGGCCAGGAGCGGUUCAGGAGCGUGACACAUGCCUAUUACAGGGACGCCCAUGCCUUACUCCUUUUAUAUGACAUCACCAGCAAAUCCUCCUUCGACAACAUACGGGCGUGGCUUACAGAGAUUCAUGAGUAUGCACAGAGGGAUGUAGUCAUCAUGUUGCUGGGCAACAAGGCAGACAUGGCCAGUGAAAGAGUGAUCAGGAGAGACGAAGGAGAGAAGCUUGCCAGGGAGUAUUCUGUUCCUUUCAUGGAGACAAGUGCCAAGACUGGGGUGAACGUUGAUCUGGCUUUCAUUGCAGUGGCAAAGGAGCUGAAGCACAGGGCAGUACAUGGCCAGCAGCCCAACGAGCCCACGUUCCAGAUUCAUGAGUACAUUGAGUCUCAGAAGGAAAAGUCUGGUUGCUGUAGCUACUUCUGAUGCAGAUACCUCUUUCUCUCCCCUCUGACUCUAUACUCCCCCGAUCUGCAUCAGCUCUGCCAGGUACAACCAAGGGGAGUGAAGAGGUGCCACCUAAGCAGUACACAGCAAGGAACUUACAGGGAGGGAAGUACAUCAACUAAUCAGCUUCGGAUGAGUAUGGGAGAAUUGGCUUUGAGGUUUUUGCAUUUAUCUUUUACACAAGUACAGAAAUGCCAUAGAAACAUUUCCCCCCUUUUACAAGGGAGAGCUGUCUCAAGAUUAACACAUUUCCCCUAGGACCCAUGACAUUGUGUUAUCAUUAAAAUGCAGUGACAUGCAUGUGUCACAAGGUGGAAAGUGUUGGGUUCUAAGUCUGGGUUGAGCAGGCAGAGUGAAGCAGAGGCAGACAACAAAUUAUGUUUUCAAAC
Salvelinus namaycush (lake trout) is the source of this 1118-nucleotide messenger RNA. Its product is annotated as ras-related protein Rab-37-like. The transcript is spliced from 8 exons. Bases 1 to 708 code for a protein of 235 amino acids. NCBI's taxonomy places the organism in Eukaryota, Metazoa, Chordata, Actinopteri, Salmoniformes, Salmonidae. The record is from RefSeq and is a predicted model, not a curated record. Gene Ontology annotation, molecular function: GTPase activity; GTP binding. Gene Ontology annotation, cellular component: Golgi apparatus; endosome.